AGUGACAGUCUUAGAUAAUAAACGAACGCAUUCAUAUUGUAUUCAUAUAUUCCGUGAUAGGUGUACCAACUUAUUAAUUGUUAAUGUGAAAUGCAAAGAAAAUGUAUACGAAAAUAUUGUUCCUGCUAUUAGUUUGUGUUGUUGGACAAUCUGCAGGCACAUUCCGAUGUUACGCAUGCGGGUUCUCGUCAGUCGACACCGACACAUCCUGCUUGGUGAUAACGAACACUACACGGAGAGUGGACUGUCGAUACAAAUAUUGCACAAUCAUGCGACAGGAGUUUGUCGACCCCUCUGGCGUCGUGGCCAGUUUCAUCCGUGGUUGUGAAGAUGUACCAGAUUACCUCAACCAUGAUGUGACGGACACUACAUUUCGAACAUAUUAUCGAGCUUGCACUAACGAUCUCUGUAAUAUUGGUGACGGCAUACAAUCAGUGGUAGGAGGGAAUUUGUCGCCAAAUCCACCGUUCACAGGGCUAAAUCUACUUGUACCAGGGACCCGUUCUGGCAGCGCCACUUCAAGACAGACUAAUUUGCUUUUGUUACUGGCUGCCAUUGGUUUUAAACCAAACAUGACAACGUCACCCACCAGAACCAAGCAAAAAUUAUCCCUACGGAAACGUUUGUUCGUGAAGAAAUCUCCCAAAGUUGGCUGCUAUGUCGAUACGGAUUCCAAUGAAGAAUUUGGCCAGUCCCACUCACGUCCUAUGUCCCCAGCUGAUCCUUUUAUAGCACAAAGUGCACACUAUUCCGAGGCAUGUGUGGAUAACAGUCAUCAUCGCCAGAAUUCAAAUAGUGAACAUGUUAGUGAUAGUUCCAAUCGAAACUAUAACGACGAUGAAAACAACCCUAAAUGUUGUAAAACAUUCUUCAGAAGAUCUCGACCGAAAAGUUUAAUGGAACCUCAAUCUUCUAAAGAAGAUUCAGUGUCAAGGCCAAGUAGUCCAGUGAAUAAUUCCAGUAACAAUAGUUUAAGCGAUCACACAGUGUCUCAAACAAAAAGUGAGGAGAUCCCUAAAGUAACUGUAAAUUUCCCUAAAAGUGUUGAGACGAAAAAGUAUUUCGAACAUUCAGGUUCAUUUGAAGGUAUUAAACCAAAGAGUAAGUUAUUUGUUAAGAGGCUGUCUGCAGAUCAUUUGAUAACCAAUGAUACAAAACCCUUGUACCGCUCAUCCUCUCCAGAGAGUGAUAGAAGCAGUUCAUUAGACCGAAAACGAAGGAGCAAGUCUACAAUCACUCGGUCAGCUUCUCGCGCGGGGAGCACUGACAGCUUGGCUCGCAAUUCCCUGCUUGCUGCACAGGUGCUGAGGCUUAUACCCACACAGGAGGCAAGGCAGAGGAACUAUUUGUAUGGAAGGUUGGCAUCACAUUCACUGUUAGGUGCAGCAGAAUUGGAACAUGUUUUCCCUGAUCGAGAAGUGAGAAUAUUCAUUGGUACAUGGAAUAUGAAUGGACAAGCACCACCAAGGGAGCUGGCGGAUUUUAUUUUUCCCAAUCAAGUGGAACAUGUUCCAGACAUUUUCGCCAUUGGCACGCAAGAGUCAUACUCUGAAAGGACUGAAUGGGAAAUAACAAUACAAGAGGUUUUGGGUCCAUCACAUUUACUACUACAUUCUUAUUACUUAGGUACAAUUCACUUAACAAUUUUCAUACGAAGGGAUCUUAUUUGGUUCUGUUCGUUGCCAGAAGAUGCAAGUCUGUCUGUCCGUCCGGGAACUGCGUUUCGAACUAAAGGGGCCGUGGCAAUAUCCUUCGCGUUGUUUGGUUCUACGUUUCUAUUUGUUACUGCCCAUUUGACCGCUCAUCAAGAGAAAGUUAAGGAGAGACUGUCAGAUAUUAAAAGGAUAAUACGGUCUAUUGAUUUGCCGAAAAAUUUGCCGUGCAGGCAUAGAAGUAAAGAUGUCACAAGCAAUUUCGACUAUGUGUUCUGGUGUGGUGACCUCAACUUUAGAUUAGGUGAACCAAGGGCAGCCGUUUUAAGAUGGAUAGAACAAACAAAAUUUCCUUUACCAGCACAUUUACCUCAUGGGCUUCUUCACGCAGACCAACUAACCGUAGUUCUGGAAGACGGAGCCGCUUUCCGGGAUUUCCGAGAAGCGCCCAUAACUUUCCCUCCUACUUACAAGUACGAUCCAGGAAGUCAACAGUUUGAUACGUCCAGUAAACAGAGAGCGCCGGCGUAUACAGAUCGAAUACUGUACAAGGCUAGAUCUAUGGGCGCCAAUUCGACGUCUGCAUUUGCAGGGCUAAGGCGAAUGACCAGCGCACCCACUCCAUCGGGUCUGAAGUGCAUCGCGUACAACUCAGUGCAGUCCGUGGUGACGAGCGACCACAAGCCGGUUUGGGCGUUGUUCUCUGCUGCGCUACGCCCUGGCACCGAUAUCGUCCCCCUGGCGGCUGGUUUGUUCAACAGAGAAGUUUACUUGGAAGGGAUCAAACGACGACGUGCGCUUCUCGACCACGCGCCCGGCACAUCAGCUGUGUGUAGCGUACAAUAAUACCACUAAAUAUUAUGAGUAUUAUGUUUACAUUGUUUAUUUCCAAUUGAAAAAAUAUACAAUUCAGUAUUAUGAACCAAUAAAGUUAAUCAAAUACGAAAGCCACAUGCGCCAGACAUCCACUUUUUCAAAGUAAAAUGUCUUUAGGCGCUUACAUUAUACUCUUUCCACGGAAAGAAGGUAGUAUAGCGCUCUCUCUGUUACGUAAUCCCAUAUAAAUGACAGAGACAAACAUCUUAGGCGUUGACCAUUUUGAGUCACCAGCCAAUCACAAACGAAACUUUGUUUUCGAAGGUUUUGUGAAAUACCUCAGAUCUCAUUUUGUCUAUGAAAUUACGCAACAGAGAGAGCGCUAUCUUAACUUCUCUCCGUGGAUAAAGUACAGUAUAGAACCUUUCAUACGAUUAAAAGUGCUUACAUUUUAUACCAGUACAAACACACGGUAUGAAUAGUUCUAUAUUCAAAGUAUGCGCCAUUACGUAUUCCGUAAGAUUUAUUAUGCAAAAAAAAUAUGGAAUCCGUAUGAACAAAGUCAUGGGUACAAGGGGCAUGUAUGGAUGUGGCGAGUGGUCCAUUUGUGCAUACCAUAUUAGAAACUCAUCGCAUAUUGUAAAUUCAUGGUGAUAAUAACCAAAAAAUGCAGUAUUUUAAAAUACUAAAACUAAUUUAACUCAAAAAUACAUAGUACUUAAAGUAACCUGAGUUAUAAAUAUCAUUCAUUGUACGUUUUAAAAUGUUUCAUUACUACCCUCUUUUUCUUUGAAAGGGUAAUAAAGGUAAGUUUUAGUCAUAUAGUCAUUCCCGAAAAGAAUAAUGUUUAUUUUUUACUUAUUUAUUAUUAUUAUAGAUAAUAAUUUUAUGUAUUUUUACACCAAAGAAUUUAUUUUUGUUAGGAAGUUAUUUACAAUUUGAAGAUUGAUUAUUAUUUUGUUAUAUUUUAUUUUUAACAUAUUAGUGUUUUGUUGUGAAUAAAAUUGUAACUAAAUUGAUGUUAUAGCGAAAUGGCAUAAGCCGGGAUUUUUUUUAUUCACUACAUAAGCAAGCACUUGACCACAAUCACACCUGAUGGAAAGUGAUGAUGUGGUCAAGAUGGGACGCGUUUACCUAGAAGGGGCCUAUAUUCACUCUUGUUUUAAAGAUACUCGGAUUGUAAUUGAUAGGAAACACAGAUCGCGAAAGAGUAUUCCAAACCUUAGCCAUGCGUAUGAGUUAGCCAACUUACCGCUUAGGUUCUAUUGGGUAAUAUUAUCAAAUGCUCAGUAUUCUAUGAUAUUACUGGAUUUGUUUAUUGAAAUAGUAUAAUUGAGUUGUAGUUUUAACAUCUCCCGGCAUUAGUAUAUGCCUAAGGGAGUUGGUCAACUCGCGGCUUGUGCCAUUUUGCUGCGACAUUGACAGUGCUGCAUACCAUCUUUUUCUAAAGAAAACAUUAUGAAAAGGAAAGCACUUUUAAUUUUAGUCAUUGCAGUCUUGUUUUAGUGCAUUUUAGUUUUGUUUUUGCAAAAAAUAACUUAAAUCAAUUGAAGUCAUUUUUUUUUAAAUCAAUUUUAGUUGAAUUUUGUGUGGUCCAUAGAAAAAGUUACUUAUAGUUGCGUUUUUCUAUUAGUUACUUUGAAGUAGUACCAGCUAUUUUUUUGUAAACUAUUAAAUAUAAAUAAAAUUGUUAAGAAAAUCUAUGAAAACGACAAGUCUAGUCAAAACCUGAGUGUUUUAAUUAAACAAACAGUAUUCAAGUUACUUAUAAUAUUAUAUAGUUAUUUAAUUUUAAACCGAUCAUUAGAUGUAAGUAAUCAAUUUUAUUUAUUGUACGUAUGUAUAUUUGCAUAACCACAUUGAAACCUUUUCUUCACUAACCUGUAUGGACUUUUAGGUAAUCAUUAAGGGGACUUAGGUUAAAUAUUGGGACCAAUGUCUGAUCCAACAUUGGCUAUCCACUUACGUGUUUAGGAUUAUGAAAUAUCGAAGUUUUGUGCCAACGUUGGUUACCUGCUCGCUUGAAUCUAGCUUGUAUCUUUGAUAUUCCAUCAUUACUAUUUACGCACAAUAUCCUGUUUUAGUUUCAUUUAAUUUAGUACAAGAUUUUUUACUUAGUUUUAUAUGAAUAAAAUAGGUCACAUAGCUAAUGAACUAAUGAAUAGUUUUUAGUGUAAACUGUAUUAUUUACUAGUACAAUGCAUUUUAUAUAAUAAUUACACAUAUAUUUCCCUCAUUAAAUGUAGGUACUUAAUGUAUAUUGAUAAUUUUUUGUUGCAAACGCUGGCCAUACACGAUCAAGUUUACCGGUCAAGUUUGCAGCGGACUUGAAGCAGCGUCUAGUACAGUGCCCAGCUAAAAAGUAGCUCAUUGACGCGAUUGGCUGACGAAUGGCGGGAACACGCGAUUGGUUGAUCAGACGGAGCGGCUGCACGCGAUUGGUUGAUACGUCGACUCUUGAUUCCUGGAUUCGUCAACUUUCUCCCACUACACUGCUUCAGAUCCAAGUUGUUUGCCGGGCAUUAUAAACUUGACCGUGUAUCGCUAUCAGUGUGCAUGAUGUCAUGCACACUUGACGGUGUGUGGCUAUCACUUGACUAGACGCUGCUUCAAGUCCAGCGUUUUUAAAAAAUUUAACUAAUUUGGGUUGUGUUAAAUUAUUGCGAAAAUAUUGUUGUGAGCUUAGUUAACAUUAAUCUGUAAGUAAAUAGCAGAAAGUUCUGUCCAGACUAUGUAACAUGUUAUAUAAUUUUUGUGAAAUAACACGUCCACAUUGAAAUAACAUUAUAAGUCCGUUGUGAUUCACGUAGUAAAGUAAUUAGCGAUGUCAUAUUGAAUUAUUAGAUAUGAAAUGUUAUAUUCUAUUUUCGUGUAAACCUUAACUUUAGAAUUUGAAAGGUAUGUCUGCAUUACAUUGGAUUAUUUAUUACUUUUUAUUCAUACAUAUAAAUUAAAGCUUGUUAGAUUUUUACCUAUUAGUUUUCAAUUUAAUAUCAAAAGUUCAAUUUUUAAACAUCUUCGUUUAUCUAAGUAGGUAAAUGUUAUUGCUUAAUCUUUAGCUUAUGAAACAUAGAAAAGACAUAUUGCUUUUAUUAUCUUUAAGAUAAUAAUUUGAUAAAAAAUUACACACGGGACGUAUUGUAGAGCUUAUAAAAAAUAUUUACUUAAUUAGAUUUUAAAAUUAAAUUUUACAAAGAUUUCUCAGUAUGAAAAUAUAAAUUGCGAUGAUAUUAGUCAAUGAUCUCCAAUUCAAUCUGAAUUUUAAUCUCCAUUGCCACCAACGUUUACUUAACGAACGAUUUAGCUUGACGAAGUAACAGAAUAGGUAUUGGAAAAAGUUAUACGAAAAAGUGCGAACGAACUUAUGCAAUAUGCACUAGUGCAUUAAACUAUAGAGCUAACACGAAAGUUGUGAUUAUUACAUAGCGACAAUUGCAAUUGUUGUAAUUGACUGAACUCACGGCAUUCUUGCUGCUACUGUACGUUCUAGCCAAUAAUGUGUGCCAGCCAUGUAUGUAGGCAUGGUGAUUGCCAUUGUCAUGUGGCUGUAAAUCUUUGAGGCAAUUUUUAAAAUUCCUAAACCUUACACUGUUUCUACUAUUAUUACUGUAAAGAAAGAAAAUGAAUUUAUUCAAUGGUUGUGUCACAAACAAACAACACAAUUGUACUUAAUUUAUAUGUUUAUCUGUGACACCACCUUGAAUUGGUGUACAGCUCAGCCUUCUGACGUGCAUCAUAUGCGCAAAUGCAUAUACGAUGCAGGGCGCUGAUUGUCAGCUGUGAGUUGAGACCCGGGUAGUUGUAAAGUUGUAUUUCUAAAGCUGCCUUACUACGGUAAACCGUCUUGAGAAAUGUUAACAUUUCAAUUUUAGGUGCUGUGAUCGAUGUUUGAACCUAGUCAAUCACUACGUAAAUAUUACGAUAUGAAGUGACGUGGUAGAGUAGAUAGUAGUGCGGGUAGUGACUUAUGACGUCAUUAAAAGUAAAAUGUAUGAAGGUGCAGACAAAUUAGUGUUGUAGUGUACUUAAAUGCAAUCGACCUCGAUGACCGAUUAAUCGGAAUGCAACGCAAGAGUCAGUGCGUUAAGGUACCUACGGAUUUACUCGAUUUUUGACGAUCGACAUGUGUGAUGAAACAAAAUCGAGUAAACGUGUAAGCAACAGACGAUCGAUAUCGUAUUUUUUGCCGAUCAAUUUACGUAAUAUAUGUACGUGUUCUUACAAAUACAUGUUUAUUAAAUCCUCCGAUCGCUUUCUGUUGCGUCACGACAUACCACAGCAUUGUGAUGUGGUUUACGCCUUUAAGUAGGGAAAAAAUCAUGGAUUUAGGUUCCAUGAUGACGGCAAAGUUAUAAAAACUUAUUUAUCAAUAUAUUAUUUAUCUGUGAAUUUAUUGUGUUGGUUUUAUUUAUCAAUAACACCUUUACAUGGAGAUACCAUGGUAAUAGUACCUUUACAUGGUAAUAGUAUUAUUUAUCAAUAACACCUGUACAUGGAGAUAUAAGGUACAUACUUUUCAGUUUUCUUCCAGGCUUCUGAGAACUCUAAUUAUUGAUUUAAGUAUUCUCGUCCAUAAUUAACUCAAUCUUACGAGAUUCCUUACAUUUAUAAUACCGGUAUUGUUGAAAUAUUUCUAACUAAUAUUAAUUAGAGACCUCUAAAACAUGGAAUUGUUACUGAAAUAGUGUCAAUUGUUAAAACCGAUACUGUACUUAAAUAAACGCACAUACUAGUUAGUCAAAACCCUUACAUAAUUACAUGUAAUUAAAAAUAAACUAUAGUUAAACUAAGAUUAUUAUCAAACAUCAGUAUUUAAUGUUCAAGUACCUAUAUAUAUUGUUUUUAAACUAUAUACAUCACAUCUCACUUUUUUCACAUUCACAUUACAUCAUUCUUCACCUUUGUCACAUCUUACUUUAUAUUAUGUACUUAGUACCUACUAAUAUUGAAGGCUAGUAAGCUAUGGCGAAAUUACAUUCAUAGGACCCCGUACCUCAUGUUAAAGUACCCGAAACACGAAGAAGCUUUAUGCUGGCAUUUGUUUCACCAAAAUUCCGGGUAGUUUAAAAUAUAUGCCACCGUUUUAGUAGUAGUUUAUAAGCUUACAUCAAUAAAACCAUAGACUCAAUUACUGUCUUAUUCUAGACAAUCAGCCAAACAAUUUUUGACUAAUAAGUGCUAUGAUGCUUGUAAUUACUAGUACCUAUAGGUAUAUAUUUCAUUAUACAGACGUAGUAAGCCAGAUUGUCUUCCAGAAAUAUUGUAACAGUAUCUUUAAGAAAUAUUUGCUAUAAUUUUAUUGAUAAAAUGAUAAUAUGAAACAGAUGACACACUUACACGGUUUUUGAUUUUUAGUGUCAUUUGUAGAAAUACGUCACUUGUUAAUGGUAUCAAAAGCCUACCUUUAGCCACCAAACAAGAAACGAAGAAGAGAGCUACCUUUUGUUAUCUGUUAUUAUUACAAUUAUAGCAAAAAUAUGGACUGUUUAUAAUAUACAAUGUCGGUAAAAGCCUCAAGUCGACGUUUCAAUCAAAUUAUGGAGCUCCACUCCGUAACUGUUAUAUCCUUGUGCCUUUUACCUUCAUCCGCAAGUAAUGUACAUCGUAAAACUAUUUUUAUUAGUAAAUAAACGAUUCAUUAGAAUAGUCGUAUUUUAAAAGGUAAAAGAGCAAAAUUAACUUCUAAGAAAGUUCUUAUCAUGUUUAAUUAUGUAAAGGUGCUUACAUAUUACAGAUGUUAUAUAACAUUUGUAAUAUAAAAAUUUAUGAAAAAUAUUAAAAUUACCUCAUACAGAGUGUGUUUUUAACUGUAUGAGGUAAUUUUAAUAUUUUUUGUUAUACAACAAUACCUUGAUAUUACUGAAUUUGUCAUAUUGGGGUGAAAGCGACUAUUGCAACAAAAUGUAAUAUUUCUGUUAGAAUAAUCGUGUGGGAGCCCCUAAAGUAUUUUUCAAUGAAUUACUUAUGGAUCCUUAUCAGUUUGAGGCUUAAGCUUUGAGGCUAUAUUUUAAGUUAUUGUUUUAUUAUUUUCUGUUACCUUUUUUUAAAUUAUUUAAGCACAAUUUUUAAAAAAUCGUACUUAAUUAGGCAUAAUUCGAUUAUGGAUUAUCAAUUUAUUAAACUAGUUUCAUAGUAAGUAAUUGAAUUUUUUGUAAAAGACAUUUUGCUAUCAGUACUAAAGAACAUGAUUACGAUUAGUUAGCUGUUAUAGAGAGAAUAUACUGUAGUCCUGUAUUUUUACUAUUUUACGAUAUUAAUGAACUAGAUACUUAAAUGAAAGCUUUAUUAAAUAACGGUAUGAUCAAAACUAAGAUCAGAUUAUUUUAGUCUUAAAGUGUUAUUUACCUGUAGAAGGUAGAUGGUUUCCUGAAUGUUGUGUCCACACCAAGUGCAUAUAAGCAUUUGUCCUUAUGGGAUAAUCUUGUGCUACAAAUGCGCGGUAAGUGUGGCCGUGCCUCGUGGUUGUUACGGUGCACGUUGCCUCUGUCGAACAACCUCGAGGCACAUCACACCAACCGAGUAUUUGUACGCUUGAUGUGGAGAAGCUCAAUAAUUUUUAUUCCCGUACAAUUGUCCUAUAUGUUUCAAAAUUAGUUGAUCUACACAAGAAUGUAUUUUAGCUUCAGUUACUUGUAAUAUAACAUAAUGUCGAACUGACGCCAUAACUCGCUAGUCCAUGUAUAGAUAAUAGCAUAAAU
Messenger RNA from Maniola jurtina (meadow brown), 9166 nucleotides. RefSeq names its product inositol polyphosphate 5-phosphatase E-like (gene INPP5E). The coding region runs from base 102 to 2498 and encodes 798 amino acids. NCBI's taxonomy places the organism in Eukaryota, Metazoa, Arthropoda, Insecta, Lepidoptera, Nymphalidae. Gene Ontology annotation, molecular function: phosphatase activity. The record is from RefSeq and is a predicted model, not a curated record. Gene Ontology annotation, biological process: phosphatidylinositol dephosphorylation. The transcript is spliced from 14 exons.